AUGAACGAAUCUGCCGAGUUCAUCAAGAACGACGAUCACUGUUUGAAAACAUGUAUCCUUUACGAAGCUCUCGAGAAGAAACCCGUCUUCGAUGCCUAUAAAAGUUUCAGUGAUACUGUAGGAAAGGAUGCCAUGGAGUACACGGAUUUUGAAUUCUGGUAUUAUCGAUUUUUGCACAAGCAACAUGAUUUCAACUAUGAUCGGAAGACGGAUCCAGUGCCAAAAACUAUUAUGAAUAUGCCAGCUUCCUUGUUGUACAAGAUUACAGAGAACCUAGAUACUGUGGAAAGAACUUAUCUCCGAUCCAUGAACAAAUCUAUCAAAGCCGUUUCUGAUUCGCACCCACUGAGAUUCCAUAAAAUCGAUAUAUCAACAUACGAUACUUGGCUGACUUGGAGAUUGGAUAACAAAUCGUUUGGAUGCUAUCUGAAUGGCAAUGGCUGUUCUUUAAAGAUACCCAAUUUCCCAGAAAUCAAAAGUGACGAAUACUAUCUAAAAAAGGGACUGGAAUACUUGUCUCCAGUGCUGAAAAUGCCCAAUCUUGAAGUCAAUCAUCUUUCCUUGAAUAUCAAGAAAGAAUCUGCAUAUUUUGACGAUCUUCUACCAGUCCCAUUCCAUGCAAAACGCGUUUCCAUCAAUUCAUUCAGUAUCAACAAAUCUCUCGAACUAUUAACAGCAAUGAAUCCCGGAGAACUGGAGUCUAUUAACUUCAGUUCACUGGACACUUUCACAAGAGAAGAAAUUACAAAGUUUUUGGAUACUGAGCAAUUCCAACAGGCAAAGAAUGUACAAUCAAAUAUGUGUUUGAAUGAGGAUGAUCUAUUGAAAUUCAGUCAUUUGAAAAGUUUCGAAUGUGGGUUACCUUCACGAGUAGAUUUUCAGAGAAUUCGAGAUAUUAUUUCCACCUUCAAACAAUUUGAAUCUUGUGAGCUGAAACGUGCCAAUUACCUGAAUGAUUUUGACAUUCGAACUGUUGCUGAAGCACUUGCAGCAGAGAUUCCAUUUGGUCCAUUAGCUCAGAAGGAACGCUUAAUUAUUACUCAUCGUUAUCAAAUCCCAGAAUCCAACGAAUUCUUGGAAUUCAAGAUGGAAGAAAUGGGCUAUCACUGCUAUAUCAAAAUCGAUAAAAUUCGCUGA
Molecule: messenger RNA, 1137 nt
Organism: Caenorhabditis briggsae
Lineage: Eukaryota; Metazoa; Nematoda; Chromadorea; Rhabditida; Rhabditidae
Exons: 3
Coding region: 1-1137 (378 amino acids)
Biological process (GO): innate immune response
Molecular function (GO): protein binding
Source: RefSeq, a predicted model, not a curated record